This is a messenger RNA of Penicillium brevicompactum, 2370 nucleotides long. RefSeq lists its product as uncharacterized. Gene Ontology annotation, biological process: proteolysis. The transcript has 2 exons. The record is from RefSeq and is a predicted model, not a curated record. NCBI's taxonomy places the organism in Eukaryota, Fungi, Ascomycota, Eurotiomycetes, Eurotiales, Aspergillaceae. Bases 1 to 2370 code for a protein of 789 amino acids. Gene Ontology annotation, molecular function: metalloendopeptidase activity.
AUGAGGUUCUCCAGUUUCCUGCCCCUAAUCGGUGCAUUUUCGCUCUUUCAGCAAUCGGCAGCACGAUCCCAAGCAUCCGAGGCCAUUCGACAAGUGACGCCUGUCGACAAUGCUAUCAUCCGUACCCCUUCACAUCAAGUAGACCAUCUCUCGCAUUUUGAUGUUACCUUCGAUAUACACGGCGGCAAGCGGAUAAAACUAGAGCUCGAACCCAAUCACGAUAUCCUCGCCGACGAUGCGUACGUACAAUAUGUCGCCGCCGAUGGAACCUUAACACACGCCGAGCCCAUCCAGCGUCACGAGCACAAGGUGUUCCGAGGUCGCGCGUUGGAAGGAUCUGGCAAGGGGAGAUGGGCGCCCGUCGGUUGGGCAAGAAUCACCGUCAAGAGAGAUGGUCUUGAACCGCUCUUUGAAGGUGCGUUCAGCAUCAACGAGGACAAGCACCACGUUGAGUUGAUGUCAAAUUACAUUGACAAGAAGCGCCCGAUCGAUGCCGAUGUUGAGCUCAGGCACGGGGACUAUAUGCUCAUCUACCGUGACUCCGAUAUGUUCCACUACACGCACUCCGAGCUCAAGCGGUCGCUGCCUGCGAGCACGGGCUGCGGAGCCGAUCAGCUCGAUUACAAUGCUGACCUUUCCAACUCAAUUUUCCCAUACGGCGUGAGCGAGGCUGACAGCCGGUGGGGAAUGACCUCCCUGGAUUCCCUGUUUGGAUUGAGCAAGCGGCAGUCUGAUGAUGGCGGCGUUUCGGGUAACACCGGUGGUGUCAAUCUGAAAUCGACGAUUGGAGACACCACUGGCUGUCCCAAGACGAAGAAGGUCGCCUUGAUCGGAAUUGCAACGGAUUGUGAGUUCACUGACUCGUUCAAAUCCACCAAUUCGACCCCCAAGGCGGCCGCCAAGGACUGGGUUAUCAACGUGGUGAACACGGCUUCCAGUCUUUAUGAAGACGCUUUCAACGUGUCGAUAGGUCUGCGCAAUCUUUCGAUCUCCGAGCCCGGGUGCUCUAGCUCCAGCUCAUCCUCCACACCCUGGAACGUGGACUGCAGCAGUGGAAACGUGACAUGGCGUCUGAAUGAGUUUUCCAAGUGGCGUGCGAAGUACUCAGACGACAAUGCCUACUGGACCCUGAUGACGAACUGUCCCACGGACAGCGAGGUAGGUGUGUCCUGGAUGGGUCGUCUGUGCUCGUCCGACUUGGUCAGCUCAGGGGACAGCUCAGUCACCGGUGCGAACGUCGUUGUCCGCAAUUCCGGCUCUUCCUGGCAGGUGUUUGCCCACGAAACUGGGCACACAUUCGGAGCAGUCCACGAUUGCAAUGAACAGACUUGUGGACAGAAGCUGGACGACUCUUCCCAAUGCUGCCCGCUGAGCUCGACGACCUGCGACGCCGAUGCGAAAUACAUCAUGAACCCCUACGCUAGUAACUCCAUGACCAAAUUCUCAGAGUGUACUAUCGGUAACAUCUGUUCUGCAAUUGGCAAGAACAGUAUCAAGUCUUCCUGUCUCUCGGACAACAAAGGCGUGGUGACCAUUAGCGGCAGCCAGUGUGGUAACGGAAUUGUCGAGGCCGGCGAAGACUGCGACUGUGGCGGCGACGAAGGCUGUAGCGAUAACGCAUGUUGCGACGCAUCGACCUGCAAGUUCAAGUCAAGCGCUGUUUGCGAUGAUUCAAACGACAGCUGCUGCUCCAAUUGUCAGUUCGCGUCCGCCGACACUGUCUGCCGCCCCAGCACUGGUACUUGCGACAUUGCCGAAAAAUGCCCUGGCAACUCCGGUGCCUGCCCAGAAGACAAAUACGAAGACGACGGUUCGUCCUGCGGCGACAAGGGCCAGGGGCUUAGCUGUGCCAGCGGGCAAUGUACCAGUCGAAACUACCAGUGCCGCACAGUCGUAGGCUCCCUCCUCAACAGUAACGACACCUGGGCCUGUGAAAACACCCAAGACCCAUCCUGCACAUUAGUCUGUGGCGCGCCUUCCAUCGCCCAUUCGUAUGGCACGACGCCCUGCAUCCGCAUGAACCAGAACUACCUCGACGGCACCCCCUGUGACUCCGGUGGCCGCUGCAGCGCAGGCCAGUGCAAGGGUUCAUCGGCUAUGGGCUGGAUUCGCGACCACAAGAAGCUGGUGAUUGGUGUCUGUGUCGGUGGAGGCACUCUGAUCCUUCUCGCUCUGUUCUUCUGCAUCUACAGCCGCUGCAAACGCAGCGCACAGCUGCGCAAGGCCCGCAAGGCCAUUCCUCCGGGUACUUAUCGUCGCUAUAAUGGGCCCCAGCCUACGGCUCGGCCGCCCAUGCAACAGUGGCAUGGGUAUCCGAAUGCCGGAUAUCAAAAUGUGCCACCCCCGGGCCCGCCGCCACGAUACUCAUGA